UGUACAUUGCUCGUUGCAGCUGGAGGGCCGAGACAGAAACCGGGGAAAGGGCGACCCCGGGCGAACGGCCACAGCCCUCCUCUCGACCGAAGAUCCUAACCAUCCCUUUUUCCAUGCGCAAUUUCGAACCUCGUUGCCGCGGUCGGGCACCUCGACGGCCUCGACUUCCUCCUCGAGCGAAGUGAAGAUUGAGAGAUUCGCUAAAGACGCGCCAAGAGCGACGGCCGCGUGCCCAACGAGAUCAGAUCUGCCACUUGGUCUCGGCAGAACCCAGACCCGGGCCCAUGGAUCAUGCGCCCCACCCGAUUCGGAGAGGUUCGAACAAACAGGGGUCCUCCAUCCCCCCUGUCACAUCCUCGCUCUGUCCAAAAAAACCGAUACACCAAAAGUACCGAGAGCUAUCUUAGUGCGAUCCUUCUCGGCCAAAUCAAACCCAAAUUCAGCAGAAAGAAGUGCAAUAGAAUCUCUGACGGUUGCUCUAUUUAUUUCCAGAGUAUCGUUUAUUUAUGUUUUCAAGUGGUCUUGCCACAGCUUGUUUGGGACUGGUGUGUUCGUGAAGGGGACUUGCAGGUGGGCCCACUGAAAGUUGGUUUUGGUGUAUCGGUUUUUUUGUCCACAGGGAGACAUCACGCCAGCCGCCCACCGCAAAACCUUGGAAGCGACUGCGGCUGCACUGUCGAUCCAGAGCCUCACUUCCACGAACACCCUGUCCAGCUGGGGCUGGACCUCGGGGUCCUUAUCAAGUGGAAUCGCCGAUUGGCUUUUGCUUUUUGCCGUUUGCCAUGUACAUGUACAAACAACCACAACUAUGUGCAUACGGAUACCGAGACCGGGUUCACUACCCCGGAUUUCCCGACCGUGAACGAAACGACAGUAAUAUCCACAAGAUGAAUUAGGGCGGCCGCAGGUCGCUUGGGGCAACGUGAGA
Messenger RNA from Chaetomium fimeti, 928 nucleotides. RefSeq lists its product as uncharacterized. The record is from RefSeq and is a predicted model, not a curated record. The transcript has 2 exons. The coding region runs from base 292 to 891 and encodes 199 amino acids. NCBI's taxonomy places the organism in Eukaryota, Fungi, Ascomycota, Sordariomycetes, Sordariales, Chaetomiaceae.